This is a messenger RNA of Pseudocercospora fijiensis CIRAD86, 1590 nucleotides long. RefSeq lists its product as uncharacterized. The transcript is spliced from 2 exons. The record is from RefSeq and is a predicted model, not a curated record. Gene Ontology annotation, molecular function: rRNA methyltransferase activity; histone H2AQ104 methyltransferase activity; RNA binding. Gene Ontology annotation, biological process: box C/D sno(s)RNA 3'-end processing; rRNA methylation. Bases 1 to 1590 code for a protein of 529 amino acids. Gene Ontology annotation, cellular component: box C/D methylation guide snoRNP complex; small-subunit processome. NCBI's taxonomy places the organism in Eukaryota, Fungi, Ascomycota, Dothideomycetes, Mycosphaerellales, Mycosphaerellaceae.
AUGGCGACCUCGCACACGCCAACAGCGCUCAAGCGUUGGAGCUGUCAGGACAAGCAGCUGCCGCCAGUGAACCACGUCAAGAAUAUCCACGUCUACGACUUUGACAACACUCUCUUCAAAUCCCCACUCCCCAACAAGGCAAUAUGGAACACAUCGACAUUCGGCUCGCUACAAGCAGAAGAAUUCCUGUAUCAAGGCGGAUGGUGGCACAAUCCCAACAUCCUGGCGGCAACAGGCGAAGGUCUGGAGAAAGAGGAGGCCCGAGCAUGGGAAGGCAGCUGGAAUGAGCAGAUCGCCGAGCUGGUGCGGCUUUCCGCAGAAGAGCCUACCACGCUUAACGUACUUCUCACUGGCAGGAAAGAGAGCGCGUUUGGCGAGCUGAUCGGAAAGAUGAUUGCAUCCAAAGGUCUCGACUUUGAUAUGGUCUGCUUGAAGCCCGCGGUGGGUCCGACAGGAGAAUACUUCAACAGCACUAUGCACUUCAAGCAGGCGCUGCUACGGGACAUCGUCUUCACAUAUACCGAAGCCGAGGAGCUGCGCAUAUAUGAAGAUCGCGUGAAGCACACCAAAGGCUUCCGCGACUUUUUCUUUGAUCUCAACAAGCAUUUGAUGGACGCUGGCGAGAACUCACCGCGAAAGCCCUUCACAGCCGAAGUCAUUCAGGUGCCAGAGCAGGAGAGCUUCAUGGAUCCGGUCACUGAAGUCAGCGAGGUGCAGAAGAUGAUCAAUAUCAACAAUCAGGCUAUCAUCGACGGUACAGCACCUGCCAAUACAACACCAUACAAGAUCAAGCGCACCGUCUUCUACACUGGCUACCUCAUCUCGCCCGAAGACAUUGAGCGCUUGAAGACUCUUAUCAAGCUGCCGCCAAACUGUCCUGAGCAUGAAGUCAAGUAUCUCGCCAAUAACAUCCUCAUCGUCCCGCGACCCGCGCCCAAGAGCAUACUCGAUAAGGUCGGUGGCAUUGGAGCAAAGGUCACUUGGAAGGUUACGGGCGUCGCAUGUCUUGAACAGAGAGUCUGGGCAGCUCGUGUUGCCUGUGUCACACCUGGUGUCAAGACGUACACGGAGAACACUACUCCCUGCGUCGUUCUCGGGACGCGACGGCAAGCAAAGCCGAUUGAAGCUAGUCGGAUACAGCAGUGGCAGCCUGUCACUGAAGAUCAAGCCUUCGAGUUCGAGACGACUGUUGGCGAGAAAGUCCUUCUCAGGGUGGAAGAAGAGUACCGAAACGAAGAUGAAUAUGAGGCGUCAUUCCCAACGGCCAAGAACGCGCGGAAGCAUCCUCGCGAAGAAGACUUUACUCCGCGGCAGAACGGCAAUAAGGGCCCCCGACCUCAGCAGAGAGGCUACCACAGUGGCGCGAACAGCUCAGCCUACCAAAAUAAGCGAGGCGACUUUGGCUCUCAACGUGGCGGCAAUGCAGCUCGCGGUGGCCAAGGACGUGGCGGCCAGCAAUGCCAACGCCGACGCGGCAACGACCAUGGCGGACGUGGUGGUGGUGGCGCACGAGGUCGUGGCCGCGGCAGCUACAGAAGCCUGGACGACAACGUCGGACAGGGCUACGGAAGCGGUGGGAUGCAAUACUAG